Messenger RNA from Amphimedon queenslandica, 1087 nucleotides. RefSeq lists its product as uncharacterized. NCBI's taxonomy places the organism in Eukaryota, Metazoa, Porifera, Demospongiae, Haplosclerida, Niphatidae. The transcript has 5 exons. The record is from RefSeq and is a predicted model, not a curated record. The coding region runs from base 91 to 1065 and encodes 324 amino acids.
CUUCAGUUCACUUUUUUUCAGUUGUCGGGCUUUGUAUAACCAAUUUCAGUGUAAUUUGUAACAGAAGAGUCCAAGUCUGUCUUCAUAGAGAUGGCCACAAUGAAAACACUCUGGGUAUCACUCGCUCUUUUAUCUGUCCUUCUGGUGGCUGUUCAAGGCCAACGUGAUUGCACGCCCGCUGAUUUUACCAUUCUGCAUCCUGAAUCUCCAAUUUAUUCCGUUCUGGAACAGAAUGUUAGCUUGAGGGCUUUUAUACCUGAUACCACAAUUAUCCUCUACAAAGGCUUGGAAACUACUACUCCAAAUCGAAUAAACUGUGCAGUUUCCAAGUGCAGUCUUGAUACAAAUUCUGGAGAAUUAACAUUUCAUAAUUUCCAGCCAUCGAAUGCUAGUAACUAUACGAUGCUAUUCACUAAGGGUGUCGAUCCUACUUGUGUAUACAGAUUUGCUCUUGUGAAAGCUGUUGCACCGUCUUUAAGUGAGACACAACUAAAUUAUACAAUUGAUAAAGAUUCUGGUGAAUUGUCACUCCAGCCCAUGGUGAGCCCUGGGAUACCUCCUGCUGAAGUCCAUUGGUAUCUGAAUGAUCAGAAUAUUUCAGUCGGUAAUACAUUCACAUUUGAUUCUCCUCCUGUGGCAUCAGAUCGCGGCAUAUAUACUGCUAAUAUAUCUAACCUUGCUGGCUCCGCUAGUCUCUCUUACACUAUAACAGUUAGAUUUGAUCCUAUUAUAACAUUGGAAAUUACUGAAACUACAGCCACGGACUAUAUAAUUCAUUGUAGAGCUAUAGCCUAUCCUCAAAUAGAAACUAUAGAGCUAUUUGAAAUAAGACCUGAUGGUACUCUUCUUAAUCUACAUCUAGAAGCUGGCGCUACUUCUACUACAAGUAAUCAACUUUCUUCUAAUCUUGACUAUGAAGGAACUGCUACAUUUGCUGGCACUGAAAAUUGCCCCAAGAACUACAGAUGUAGAGUGUCCACUUCUUAUUCGAACGGAAUUAAUAAUACUGGGACGUGCUUGACUAGUAAGUAUACUUGUACGCAUGCAUAUUUAUUAAAGUUCUAGUUCUUCACAUGCUGUGUGUAAU